Molecule: messenger RNA, 1449 nt
Organism: Dreissena polymorpha
Lineage: Eukaryota; Metazoa; Mollusca; Bivalvia; Myida; Dreissenidae
Exons: 3
Coding region: 1-1449 (482 amino acids)
Source: RefSeq, a predicted model, not a curated record
AUGGCUGAUCAUUUCAGCCAUGUGUAUGCUUCUUCAAACCCUCUGCCUGACUACAGUGUCUGUGCAGCUGUAAACCCUCUGUCUGACUACAGUGUGUAUGCUUCUUCAAACCCUCUGCCUGACUACAGUGUGUAUGCUUCUUCAAACCCUCUGUCUGACUACAGUGUGUAUGCUUCUUCAAACCCUCUGUCUGACUACAGUGUGUAUGCUUCUUCAAACCCUCUGCCUGACUACAGUGUCUGUGCAGCUGUAAACCCUCUGUCUUACUACAAUGUGUAUGCAGCUGUAAACCCUCUGCCUGACUACAGUGUCUGUGCAGCUGUAAACCCCCUGCCUGACUACAGUGUCUGUGCAGCUGUAAACCCUCUGCCUGACUACAGUGUGUAUGCAGCUGUAAACCCUCUGCCUGACUACAGUGUGCAGCUCUGUAAACCUCUGUCUGACUACAGUGUCUUUGCAGCUGUAAACCCUCUGCCUGACUACAGUGUCUGUGCAGCUGUAAACCUUCAGUCUGACUACAGUAUCUAUGCAGCUGUAUACCCUCUGUCUGACUACAGUGUGUAUGCAGCUGUAAACCCUCUGCCUGACUACAGUGUCUGUGCAGCUGUAAACCCUCUGUCUGACUACAGUGUAUGUGCAGCUGUAAACCCUCUGCCUGACUACAAUGUGUAUGCAGCUGUAAACCCUCUGCCUGACUACAGUGUCUGUGCAGCUGUAAACCCUCUGUCUGACUACAGUGUCUGUGCAGCUGUAAACCCUAUGUCUGACUACAGUGUGUAUGCUUCUUCAAACCCUCUGCCUGACUACAGUGUCAGUGCAGCUGUAAACCCUCUGUCUGACUACAGUGUCUAUGCAGCUGUAAACCCUCUGCCUGACUACAGUGUAUGUGCAGUUUUAAACUCUCUGCCUGACAACAGUGUGUAUGCAGCUGUAAACCCUCUGUUUGACUACAGUGUCUGUGCAGCUGUAAACCCUCUGCCUUACUACAGUGUGUAUGCAGCUGUAAACCCUCUGCCUGACUAUAGUGUCUGUGCAGCUGUAAACCCUCUGCCUGACUACAGUGUCUGUGCAGCUGUAAACUGUGCAGCUGUAAAUCCUCUGCCUGACUACAGUGUAUGUGCAGCUGUAAACCCUCUGUCUGACUACAGUGUGUAUGCAGCUGUAAACCCCCUGUCUGACUACAGUGUCUGUGCAGCUGUAAACCCUCUGCCUGACUACAGUGUCUGUGCAGCUGUAAACCCUCUGUCUGACUACAGUGUGUAUGCUUCUUCAAACCCUCUGCCUGACUACAGUGUCUGUGCAGCUGUAAACCCUCUGCCUGACUACAGUGUGUAUGCAGCUGUAAACCCUCUGUCUGACUACAAUGUCUGUGCUGCUGUAAACCCUCUGCCUGACUACAGUGUGUAUGCAGCUGUAAACUCUCUGCCUGACUAUUCCUGCAACUCAUGA